This is a messenger RNA of Schistocerca americana (American grasshopper), 2863 nucleotides long. Its product is annotated as TBC1 domain family member 12-like. NCBI's taxonomy places the organism in Eukaryota, Metazoa, Arthropoda, Insecta, Orthoptera, Acrididae. The transcript has 10 exons. The record is from RefSeq and is a predicted model, not a curated record. The coding region runs from base 169 to 2706 and encodes 845 amino acids.
AUGGGUGUUGCGAGUGGAGGUUAAAGAACCCAUGUUUUGUUGUUGUUGUUCAUGAUGUUGUUAUGUUAUGCGCGCUGCCGUUUGUAAAUAUUAGAAACAAAAGAGAUUAAAUGACAAGCAAUAAUGUGAGAACGAAGGUUUUAUUUUACAAGCCUAUGAAGUGAUAAUAUGCCGUCUAAAUCCAUUCCGUUAACAAGUAGUAACGACAUAGGAUCGCAAAUUCGAUAUAGUGUGACAUCCCGCGUCUUUACCGCCUGUGAUGUGCUACCUUGCUCUGCUGCGAGUUCUUCUAGGAAGGAAAGCAGUUUUGAUCCCCUGAAAAACUCUUUAGCGAAAAUGGACCAGUCCUUCCAAUAUGUUAACAAGGUGCUUCAUAAUGUCAGUGACAAUUCAAGAAGUCAGAGUCUGCCUGACUGUUUAGACACCGUAAAGAAACCUUCGUUUCUAACCCAGGACCACAAUCAUGUGAGCAGCGAAGUGCUCUCAUCUGAAAAUGCUAAUGUUGCUGCGAGUAUAUUAAAGCCAGAUAUCCUAAAAUCGAAUGAAGCUUGGUUCAAGACUUGGCCAGAGAGAGGAACUGAAAAGAUUGGUGUCAGCACUACUACCGAGUCUCUCUCGCAGCCAGAGCAGCAAAACGAAAUCCUGCACACUGACGUGCCCAGUUCGAACAUCUCAACAGGUGAAGGAUCUGCAGUAGUCCGUAAGGAUAGAAACUGCCAGCACAGCGCUGUAACAACGUCCAGUGUCUUAUGUCUGGUACCUAAUGGCUGCAUUGAUAGUGUAGACAAUAUGCAUGAGAAUGUAAGCUGUCGAACAGUCCCUGUAACAAACGCAUAUUCCACUUUUUGUAGUGCAAACAGUUGUGAGAUUUCAGACGCAAGUGCAUCAACAGCAUCUGUUCCAUUAACACAAAUGUUGCAGUCUAUACCACUGGCAUAUAGUCCAGUAACUAGACAGUUGCAUAUAAUAUGUACAGGUGAAAGUCAAAAGAAAGAAAAUUAUGUUCACACUUCGCCCGUGAAACAGUGUUGUCAUUCAGAUUAUGAAGCUAACAUCUGCCGUCCAAAAACAGUGGCAGGAGGGUGUAAUUGUGAAACAAAAAUAAAAAAUGAACUUAAUGUGGAUCGUGAGGACACAGUAAGCUUUGAAUCACCAUGUAGUACUCUUCAACGGUUGGGAACGUACGAAAAUUGCCAGUCACAUACAGAUGCUAGUUCUUUUUCUAGUAUAGUUUCCAGUUUAAGUGACGCUUCGCCUUCUAUGAAUGAAGACAACAGUGCAGUGGACGAGGAAUCUAGAAUUCAUAGUGGAGCAGAUCACGAGAGUCUCAGUUCAAGUGAAUUAAGUGCAUGUGAAGAAACUGGCCCAGCAAAAUUCAAACGAAAGGGGAUUUCCAGCUUUUUUAGCAGGGGAGUUUUCUCCUGGCGACGAGACAGUGGUGGACAGGGCUGCAGUCACCCCGCUUGGCGCCUCUGGGGCUCUCGCACCUGUACCUCUGCCAGUGUUCCAGCAUCUGCAGUGGCUGCAUCAGCUGACGAAUCUCAGGGAGAUACGAAGCAGUUUACGGAUGUAAUUGCGAGCAGCUCGGCGUUGAUUCUGCAUAGGAGGCCAUCUAACUUGCCUGCAAAAUGUCCAGACGAAGAACAGAAACACAGGCACGAGUACCAACGAAUGGUGGAGGCAGCAAGGAAGAAAGAGCUUAAAGAGGCGAAACUUCGUAAGAAGCAGCUUGCCCAGCAGCUGCGGCAGGAGGAACAGCUUGCACAUGCAGCCCGCACUUGGAGUUCAGAGAUUCUGCCAAAAUGGGAUCAUAUGAAAAAUUCAAGGAAGGCCAAAGAUCUGUGGUGGCAGGGGUUGCCUCCAUCUGUACGUGGUCGUGUAUGGCAGCUUGCAAUUGGAAACGACCUAAACAUCACUCCAGAACUGUAUGAUAUAUGUGUUUCAAGGGCGCAGGAGAGACUCCGCGUAGUUUCUGAGGAAUUGCAGCAAGAAAAUCAGCAACAAGAUGUAAUAGAUGGAACAGAUAGUCCAGACAAGGAAUCUAGUGUUGAGCUUAUUCAACUGGACAUAUCACGCACAUUUCCAAACUUGUGUAUUUUCCAGAAAGGUGGUCCAUAUUAUGAUAUUUUGCAUAGUCUUCUUGGGGCCUAUGUUUGUUACCGUCCAGAUGUGGGAUAUGUCCAGGGAAUGUCUUUCAUAGCAGCCGUCCUGAUAUUAAAUAUGGAACCAGCCGAAGCAUUUAUCUGCUUUGCUAAUCUUCUCAAUCAGCCAUGUCACAUGGCUUUCUUCAGGCUUAAUCAAACUGUGAUGAAUGCAUAUUAUGCAGCAUAUGACUGUGUGUUCCAUGAGAACCUGCCAAGGCUGCAUGCACAUUUCUCAUCGGCUAAUUUAACAGCUGAUCUCUACCUCCUUGACUGGUUAUAUACUGUCUUUGCAAAAGCUAUGCCACUUGAUGUAGCGUGUCGUGUAUGGGACGUCUUUCUGCGAGAUGGAGAAGAGUUUCUUUUCAAGACUGCGCUAGGUGUUCUUCAUCUACAUCAAGAAACAUUAUUACAAUUGGAUUUUCUCCAUGGAGCUCAAUUUCUCACAAGAUUACCAGAGGACAUGUCAGCUGAUAGGUUAUUUCGAUCAAUAGAAUCAAUCCGCAUGUCUGUUGGGAAACUACGUUUCUCGGAGGUGCUUGCCUCCCAUAUAGAACCUAGCUGAGAUACACCAAGAUGGGCAUAUCAAAAAGUCAAAGUGGCAGCCGUUGAAAUAAUGUUAUGACUGACAAGUUUCUUCAAGCAUUGGAAGUUUGUGAAACCUGUGUUCUGACCCACAGUUAGAUCUGGAUGCUAGUGGUAAUAAUAUGCCGCCUCUUUUA